AUGGAAGUCUGUAGACGGGGAUAAGAGAUUGAACGCUGAAUGUGGAACUUUGUUUUGUCUAUGAGGAAAUACUCAGUGGGAAAUGUCUCGUUGGAACUUUUUUGUUUGUUACCUUUCAUGCGCAGACCGUUAAUGGGACAAAGAACUUCUGAGUUAGAUCCCUAUCAGAUUUCAGUAUUGAUUUGAUCAGAUGAGCAGCCUCAGUCAGUGCAGUGAACAGAUCGACAACAGCAAAAGCCUCCAUUCCCGAGCUGCCUCUCCUUAGCCCAUGACUGCUGCACUACAGCAUGUAGACAGCAGUUAUUUCUCCUGGAGCUUUUGCAAAUGAAAAUGGAGGACGGGUCUCUGUCCAGUUUGGACAACAGUAAGAUGGAGGGCUUUGCUCAAGAGAUCCUGUCUGACCUGGUGGAGGAUGCCUGUUUGGGUCUUUGUUUUGAAGUUCACAGGGCUGUCAAACAGGGAUACUUUUUCCUGGAUGAUACAGACCAAGAGAGCAUGAAAGACUUUGAAAUUGUGGACCAGCCUGGAGUAGACAUUUUUGGGCAAGUGUACAACCAGUGGAAAAACAAAGAGUGCGUUUGUCCCAACUGCAGCCGGAGCAUCGCCGCCUCACGCUUUGCUCCUCAUCUGGAGAAAUGCCUUGGCAUGGGCCGCAACAGCAGUCGCAUUGCUAACCGCAGAAUUGCGAGUGGCAACAACACGAACAAAUCAGAGAGCGAUCAGGAGGAUAAUGAUGAUGUCAACGACAAUGACUGGUCUUAUGGGGCAGAAAAGAAAGCCAAGAAGAGAAAGUCAGAUAAGGUAUUUUUACAUUCUUUGAAACAACCUGUACACUUGAAUCCAAAUUCACCAAGAAGAUCCAAAUCCAUGAAACAUAAAAAUGGUAGACUGAACAGAAGAGAUGAACCGGAGAAGAUUUCCACGUCAAAGAAAGCAGAGUCUCCGAGCACACCUCUAAUCACCACAAGUCAGUGGUAGUUCGAAGGUGUUUACCAGAGGGAACUAACUUUUCUGGAGAGUGUUCUUUGCCAUUAAUUUUGGCCUGAUUUUCUUUGAGAUUACAUAAUACCUCUUCGUUAUUGGAUAUUUGCUUGAAGUAUAUCGGGGCUUUUAGGGGCCAUUCACAUAGAACGUGUUUGUGAGUUGAAAAGCAGGUGGCGUAAUGGUGAAAAAAAUGUUUUUUUUUUUGAGGAAGCACUUUACCUUGAGCAUCACAGAUUUAAAAUGCCAUGUCAAGCAUGUGACAAUGCAAAAGUGCAACGCUCAAACACAUCCACCUAGUGCAUGUUUACUUAGAAAAGCAAUGUAAUUGCAGCGUGUACUGUGUGAACGGCCCCCUUUUGGUGCAUUUCAGAUGUUCAAGGUCAAUUUUAAAGCUUUACGUGCAAGUAUAAACAUGUUGUAAGCUAGGGCUGCACAGUAUAUUAAAAUAAGAUCAAUAUAGCUAUGUGGCUUGGUGCAGUUUUCAACUGUGCUGGCUGCACUUUAAAGGGACACUCCACUUUAUUUGGAAAUAGCCUUAUUUUACUUAGUUUAACUCCUCUGGAAUUAAUGCUAGUCCCUUCUGUAGUUACGUCGUGUACUAAGACUGACAGAAAAUGAAAUGCUCUUUUCUAGCUUGAUAUGACUAGGAACUAUAGUGCCAUUUCAGCGUAAUAAUGGGAACCGUUUUCAACCAAUGCAUUGUAUUAUUGCACCUGCUGCAGCCAUAGUACAUCAGCAAAGUUCCUUGAUCAUUACGCUGGAAUGAGAGUAUAGUUCCUAGCCAUAUUGACCUAGAAAAUAGCAACGUUCAUUUUCCAUCAGUCUUAGUACACAAUAAAACUACAGAAAAGUUGAGCUUUAAAUAGGUAAUUUAAGCCAAAUGCUAAUGUUCUAAUCCGAUUCAAUGACCUAUGCUAAGUUAAAAGUGCUUCAGCCAUAUCUGGAGAUCGGCUGAAUGGAUAAAAAAAAUGGUAAAAACACUUGGUGAAUUGUAAAAUGAGUCUGUUUCCAAAAAACAGUGAGUGUUUCUUUACAUAUACACUGAUGAGACAAAACAUAAUGACUGGUCAUAGGUUAAGAGAAUAUCGUAGACCAUCUCUCAAUUUACAUAAGUAAAUAAUGAAGUAAUAACAGUGUAGGUUGCAGAAGAUAUUGGCUGGAAAAAAAAUCUGUGCAUUUUAAGAUCAAGUUGUUAUAGCAUGGCAACAGAGACUAUAAAGACACAAAGCCAAAGCUUUCCUGAUCGUCAUCAUCUCAAGAACUACUAAAACCAACUCAUACUGAUGUAGUGUACAUGCCAGAACAGUAUGUGGUGCUGUAGUUCAUCCACAGAGAUGCACUAAAAACUUAGAAGAUGAUUUGGAGCAUGUGUAUAAACGUUGCAAUUCAGUUGCUGUUAUACUGUGUUGCAAUGUCUGACUAAGGCCGAAAUGAUGCCAGUUCGGAAAAUUUACAGAUUGGCUAUACACAAAGAUGCAGUUUGAGUAACUCUGUUACUUUACUUGACUUCUGGUUUGCUGCUUUGUGGUUAGCAGUUUAUGUUCCAAGGAGGGACCAACCACAAACUGACGACAGUGUGAAAGAGCAAUUUAAGAGCAAUAAGGAGAAUUCCACCUUGUCCAGACCAACUGUAUGUGUACUGUGACACAAAUCACACAGGAUUUUAAUAUGUGCGCAUCGUACUUUACAGCACAUGGGACUGUAUAGUCUGAGUUCCUAUCCAACGUUACAAAAACCUACAAUGGGCAUGUGAGUGUCGGAACUGGACUUAAAGAGGACAACAAGCUGUUUGGAAACCCUCUUUGCUUAGAAAUUUCUUUGAUCCCAUCAUAAUACUAAUGUUCCUGACGGAAAUUGCAUCUUUUGGCAGGAUAAUGCCCUCUGCCAGUCUGCACAUAUUGUCUAGAAUUCUGAAGAACAUGCUGGAAAGUUCAAGAUUAUUAUUGAACUCCAGUUUCCCCAGAUCUCACUCCAGUCGAGUUGAUCAACAUAUUUAAUCUAUGAUGGCUUUACGACAGGAGGGUCUUGUGGAGUCUGUAUUGCAUUGGGUUGGUGCUGUUUUACCAGCACACUGAGAACCAUGUUUAUUAGGCGUGUUCCUGAUAUUUUGUCUCAUCAGUGUAUGUGCACUAUUUUCAGAGUGAAUUGCGACAUUUCCGCGUAUAUAUGCAGCGUGGUUCUGAGUCUCAGAAUGGCUUGGGUGAUUUGCGUGAUCUGUGACCUGCAUGAACAUAAGUGACUACAUCGUGCCUUUACUCUGAAACUCAGAAUAUUGCAAUGCCAUUUUUUCUCCAGUAUUGUGCAACCCUAUUCUUAGCGAUAAUGUGUGUUAAAAGGAUAGUUCACCCAAAAAUGAAAAUUACCACAUCAUUUAUUCUCCCUCAUCUGGUUUUAAACCUAAGUUUAUUUCUUCUGUUGAAUAAAAAAGAAGAUAUUUUAAAAACUGCUGGUACCCAUGGUACUCAUUGACUUCCAUUUAAAAAAAAUUACUGUGGAGGUAAAAAAGUGUCAACUACCAGCAUUCUUCAUAAUAAUUUCAACAGAAAAAAAAGUUUGUAACAAGUGAAAUGUGAGUAAAUGACACAAUUUUGGUUUUUGGGUGAAGAAUUCCUUGAAAGGAACACUUCAGUUUUUUGGAAAUCAGCUCAUUUUACAAGUCACCUAGAGUUACACAGUUGAGUUUUACCAUUUUUUACUCCAUUCAGAUGAUCUACAUGGUCUGGCAAGAGCACUUUUAGCUUAGCUAAAGCAUAGAUGAUUAAAUCGGAUUACUCACAUUUCAGAAGAGUUUUGAUAAAUUUCCUAUUUAAUUAAAGCUUUACUCUUCUGUAGUUACAUCAUGUACUAAAACUGAUGGUAAAUCAAAGCCUACUACUUAACUACAGAAGACUAAAGCUUUAAAUAGGUAGCUUAUCAAAGUUUAUUUUAAAUGAAAUGUUAAUCUGAUUCAGUGUUUUAUGCUAAGCUAAGCUAAAAGUGCUCCUGCCAGACCCAGAGAUUGUCUGACCUGGGUCACCUACAGUUAAAGUUGAGUUUUACCAUUUUUGAAUCCAUCUGCAGGUUUGGUGAGAGCACUUUUAGCUUAGCUUAAGCAUAGAUGAUUGAGUCAGAUUAGACCAUUAGCAUCUCGCACACAUUUCCGAAAAGAGCUUCUAUAAUUUUCCUAUUUAAAGCUUGACUCUUUUGUAGUUGCAUCAUGUACUGAGACUGACAGUAAAUCAAAGUUGCGGUUUUCAAGACCGAUAAGGAUCGGAACUUCUGAAUCCAGAGUAAUAAUAAAGGAACUUUGCUGCUGUACCAUGGCUGCAACCGUCGCAGUGAUAUUACACACUUCUGUUACCUACUUACCUAGCUGGGGACUAUUUUCAGGAGCUACGUUAUGUUAUUGCACCUGCUGCAGCCAUGGUACAGCAGCAAAGUUCCUUGAUUUAUUACGCUGGAAUCAAGAGUCCUUAGCCCUGUCUCCCUAGAAAAUAGCAACUUUCCUUGACCAUCAGUCUUAGUAUGUGAUGUGUGAUGUAACUACAGAAGACUCAAGCUAUAAAUAUAGGUAACUUAUCAACUUUUUUUGAGAUGCUAACGGUCUAAUCUGAUUCAAUGUUUUAUGCUAAGCUAAGCUAAAAGUGAUCCUGCCAGACCCGGAGAUUGUCUGAAUGACUUCAAAUAUGUUAAAACCUAACUGUUUAACUCUAGAGGUGUAAUAAAAACAAAUAGGUUAGUAACAAAUUAAUUGUGAGUAAAUGACAGAAUUUUCAUUUUUGGGUGAAUAAUUCCUUUAAAGGAAAAUUUUUUUGGGAAAUGGGCUCAUUUUAUAAGUCACCUAGAGUUAAACAUUUGAGUUUUGCUGUUUAUGAAUCCAGUCAAACAAUCUACAGGUCUGGACGGAGCACUUUUAUCUUAGCUUAGCUUAAGCAUAGAUGAUUAAGUCAGAUUAAACCAUUAGCAUCUCGCUCAAAUUUCAGAAAAGAGCUUUGAUAGUUUUCCUAUUUAAAGCUUGACUCGUUUGUAGUUACAUCAUGUACUGAGACUGACAGUAAAUCAAAGUUGCUGUUUUCAAGACCGAUAAGGAUCAGAACUUCUGAAUCCAGAGUAAUAAUAAAGGAACUUUGCUGCUGUAACAUGGCUGCAACCGGCACAGUGAUAAAACACACUUCUGUUACCUACUCUACCUAGCUGGGGACACCUGCUGCAACUUUCCUUGACCAUCAGUCUUGGUAUGUGAUGUAACUACAAAAGACUCAAGCUUUAUAUGGGAAAUUUUUUUGAGAUGCUGAUGGUCUAAUUCAAUGUUUUAUGCUAAGCUAAGCUAAAAGUGCCCCUGCCAGGCCCGGAGAUUGUCUGAAUGGCUUCAGAAAUGUUACAACUGAACUGUUUAACUCAAGGGUUGUAGUAAAACUAGCCCAUUUCCAAAAAACAAAAAAGAAAAAAAGUGGAGUGUCUUUUUAACAGUUGUUCAGUUAUUGACAAAAGUAGAAGACAUAAUGAACUGCCUGGUGAUUUGUUGUUGUAUUGAAGCUUUGCUGGAUCCUAAGCAACAUGUGGAGAACCAGGACAGUUCCUGCGUGUUGCUAAGAGACAAGACAUUCUCUCAGUAACACUUUGGGUAGCAGACAUCACUCACUACCCACAGUGCCACAUGGUUUACUUUAUCACAGGGUUGUGAGAACAGAAUUAUGCUGAUCUGUGGAGACGUGGACUAACUCUUCUGUAAUUCAGUUUACAUUUGAUUCUUUUUUUAAUCAUCUUCAGAAAUGUUUGCACAAUCUUUCAUAUCUUACUCAUGCAGCUUAGAUGGCUGGUUUCUGAAAACAAUGACACAUCUAGGAUAGAGGAACUUGCACGAUGCUCACGAUGCUCAGGGAGGGAGUUAAAACUCUUCAUCAAAUCGUAGACGCUGGGCCAGUUGAGCACUCCCAUGACUAAGGUGCAGGAUUUUUAUUUUACUUUCUGAAUAAUGCAUUCUUAUAUUUAAUCUCUCAUUCUGGGGGGAUUUUGGAACUGUUAAAAAUGAAACUGUUCAAGAUUAAUAUCAAAGAAUCAAGAAAAUAAAUCUAAUGUGUGAACAGUUACCCAUCAGGAAAUUAUGGAGAAUUUUUGGAGAAUCAUGAUCCAGUAUUUUCUUUUUCUUUCUGUAGUUCGAUAGCCAAAGUGUGGUACAGCUGUACUAUAUUAUGUCACUAGUUCUAUAGCAAAUGAUCAUACUACAUUUUUUUUCAAUACUAAUUUAUUGGACACAAUGAGAACAAAGUGUGGCAUAGAUCUCCAAAACGAAUGAAUGAAUUAAUUGUUUUUUUUAAUAUUCUUUUUUAUGUAUUAGAUGUUUACAGUCUAUGAUGUCUUGUGCAGUCUCACUUUGUUUGUAACUGUGUGUACAUAUAUAAAUAUAUGACUAGGUGAAAGUUGCUGCUAUCCUGACCAUGAGCUAUACGCUUAUGGCAAUGUCAUCUAUGUAAUAAAAGAUCUCGGAACCUG
This is a messenger RNA of Danio aesculapii, 6456 nucleotides long. RefSeq names its product ataxin 7 like 3b (gene atxn7l3b). The transcript has 8 exons. Gene Ontology annotation, molecular function: transcription coactivator activity. Lineage: Eukaryota; Metazoa; Chordata; Actinopteri; Cypriniformes; Danionidae. Gene Ontology annotation, biological process: positive regulation of DNA-templated transcription; regulation of transcription by RNA polymerase II. The coding region runs from base 325 to 978 and encodes 217 amino acids. The record is from RefSeq and is a predicted model, not a curated record. Gene Ontology annotation, cellular component: DUBm complex; SAGA complex.